UCCUGGACAGGCUGUCUGCCCACCAAGGGGACACGGCCAUGCUGUCAUGUUUAGUCCCUUUGGACAUCCCCAUGACCCGCAUUGUCUUCUGCAAAGAUGGGAAGGAGAUUUCUGUCCAGCCCAAGGAAGGAAACAAACUCGUCUACGACUCACCUUACCAAGUGUCCAGGGAGAGCUCAGGGGCCUUUUCCUGCCGCUACCAGCUCAAGGAUGACAAUAACCAGGAGAACAAUUCUCACUCCAGUGACUCCUGGCACCUGCACGUGGCCGGUGAUGAGUCCAACCCCACUCCACGCUCCGCCCCUGGUGGGGAACAAUCUCACAGCCAUGAGCCAGAUGGAUCCAGCUGUUCUAGGAAUGGCGGCUCUACAGGGCAGGCUUGGCCCCAAGGUAUUCUAGCGCUAGGACUCAUUGUGGGACUUGCAGUCACGGCCGGCCUGGCUCUGGCGCUGCUUGGAUGCUUUCUGAUGAAGACAGCUGUGUCACGCCGCAGGACUCACAGGGAUCCCAUCCCAGACCGGAGCAGCCUGACCGCUGAAGAUCAGAUCCAAUGUGCCGAGGUCACCAGAGCCGGCCCUGACCAGGAUUCUCAGUGCUCCACAAGCCUGUGUGAGCCCCACAUUCCCUGCCUGCCUGAGCAGAGCCCCGGGGAAGGAGACAGCAAUGGAGCCUGUUAAACAGCCAGCGAGAAGCAGCGUUUGGGUCAAUCAAUGAAACAAGAGAAGUUCACAUAUUUCUCGGGCAGUGGGAGCUGGGUGUGGCCAAGGCCAGGUUUCGCGUCACAGCCGGUUGUCCUAUUUAUGGCAGAACCUUCAUGGCCAAUAUUUCCACCCCUGAGGCCUGCACAUAAAAUCCACAUUCAGAGGGAAAAGCAGCUACAAGCCAUUUGCCUGGUCGUGGGACAUGCAAAUUCAGGGUUCCAAACUGGUUAAAAAUUUGGAUCAGAAAGGCCCCUGCAUUUACUGAGUUUCCAGGAAGCAGACGCUGAGCCAAAUUUACCUGGUGUUGGCCUCAUGGUGGGGAUGGGUAGAGGGGCAGCGAGGAGCACCGUUUCAAAUUUUGGU
Mauremys reevesii (Reeves's turtle) is the source of this 1064-nucleotide messenger RNA. RefSeq lists its product as uncharacterized. The transcript has 8 exons. Bases 39 to 677 code for a protein of 212 amino acids. Lineage: Eukaryota; Metazoa; Chordata; Testudines; Geoemydidae. The record is from RefSeq and is a predicted model, not a curated record.